UCCCCCAUCAGCCCCGGCACAAGGCGGGCAGCCGCUCUUUUCGCGCCGAGCUGGGAAUUCGGCCGACAUUGUUAGUUGCGUGUUCCGAGACUUGGGCUGAGCCACGCACAACAAUAUUAAGCAGGAGCAGCAAUUUCAACGAGAACCUCUCCGUUCGUCUUUCUCUCUCCACCGACGCUCCAUUAGUCCUAAAUACCGGCUCUUAUUUUUUAAAAGCGUUACUAUCUUUAAAUUGUUUUUUUUUCUUUUCCGUUUCGACGUCUCGGGGUCCCCCCUCCACCUUAGCGCUCUCGCUAUUUUUUUUGCUGCUACCCCCCCCUCCUCCUUCCUCUUUUUACACAUACACACGCACACCUCGUGCGUCUCCUUGUCGAGAUGGACAUGAAGAAGAGAGUACACCUGGAACUGCGCAACAGGACCCCGGCACAAGUGAAAGAGCUUGUGCUUGACAACUGUCGGUCAAAUGACGGCAAGAUCGAAGGGCUGACGGGGGAAUUUGGAGAGCUUGAAUUCCUCAGUAUGAUCAACGUCGGUCUCAUCUCGGUGGCCUACCUUCCCAAGCUCGCUAAGCUUAAAAGGCUGGAGCUAAGCGACAACCGGAUUUCCAAUGGCCUUGACGUUCUGGCUGAGAAAACCCCAAACCUGACCUACCUCAACCUCAGUGGCAACAAGAUUAAAGACAUCAGCACCCUGGAGCCCCUGAAAAAGCUAGCAAGCCUCAAGAGCCUGGACCUCUUCAACUGCGACGUCACAAACCUAAACGACUACCGUGACAGUAUUUUCAAACUGCUGCCCCAGCUGACGUACCUGGACGGGUUCGACCGCGAUGACCAGGAGGCUCCAGACUCUGAUGGUGACAUUGAUGGUGAGGAUGAUGAAGAAGAGGAUGGAGAGGAUGUUGAGGAUGGAGAGGAGGAGGAUGAGGAGUUUGAUGAGGAAGAGGUUGGAGUAGAGGAUGAGGAGGAUGAAGAUGAAGAAGAUGGAGAAGAGGCCGAGGGUAGUGAAGAUGAGGAUGAUGACGAUGAAGAUGAGGAUGAUGAAGACGAGGAAGAGGAAGAAGAUGAAACCAAUAAGGGACAAAAACGGAAGCGUGACGUUGACGAUGAGGGAGACGAAGAAGAUGGUGAAGAUGGAGAAGAUGACGAGUGAAGAUAAUUAAGAGAAUUAACAAAUUUAAAAUAAACCGGCUCAGCCAAUCACAACUGAGAACAGGGCUUGGCCAAUUGGAAAGUGCGGACACUGUUGCUUUGAGAGAAAACAAUUUUGAAGCAAAAAAGGAAAAAAAAUGUGAGUUAUUUUUAUGCGGCCUUAGUUUUUUUUCUUCCGUGAUUUCUCCUUUGCUCGGUGUUUUGACUGUUUCUUAAAGUAUUUAAUAAAGACAAAUUGUGUUGGCUUCUGGAGCAACAGAAGUAGUGUCGUUAUGCUGUGCCGCCCUGGUCUGAUGAGUUGUGAUUGGUCGACAGUGUUAGACGUUGCCUUGACGUGUUACAGGCUUUUAUACUCUGUAUGUAAGGGUGAUGACGAUGUAAAUAGCCAGAUGACAGUAACCGUAAUGACCAAAGCCCCCCCACCCGACCCAGAUUUUCAUUUUGCAGGGAGCCCAUCCAUCUCCACCCACCUGCCAUCCUUGCGUGCCCUGUCUGUCUGCAGUGACAUUCUUUGUGGAAGCAUUUAGGUUGUCUUCCUUGUCCCAUUUUUGCCAAAUUUGAUUGUUCCUCGCUUUUCAGGUAGCAGUCCUCGUCAAGAGCCUCUUUCUGUACAUAUGACUUGGACAGACUGAUGGAUUAUGGUUUCGGUGUCAUCACAGCAGCAGUCAAUGAAAUAGGGGAUAGUAAAUAUUGGCAGUUUUAUACCAAGCAAAUGAAAUGGUAGGAUAGGAGGAUAGGUUAAGUGUAGCUUUUUGUGAUUAAAUGUAGGUUUGCUCCGCCUGUGUUAUUUCCCCCCCCCACUUCCCUCAGUACGUCUGCACUGCAGGUGUGCUUAUCACUGUCUGUACCGAGUGUGGCUGUGAACGGUGUUGUGCUGAAGAACUGAAUGACCGGUUUUAUUUUAAUCCGAGUAGGUUUUUUCCUUUUUGAGAUUGAAUGGGUUGUUGACUUUCCACUGUCAUACUAAUUUCAAUAAAUUUUAUAUAACAAAAGUGGUAUUCGCGAUGGGGACUUUGUUUAAAAAUAAAAUGGGGGUAAGCUUCGUGUUACCAUGAACGACAUAAUUCAAUAUUGCUUCUGUGUGAGGUGACUUGUGAUAAAGAUGUGCAGUAAAACAUUCAGGGAUUUUA
Messenger RNA from Lethenteron reissneri (Far Eastern brook lamprey), 2278 nucleotides. Its product is annotated as acidic leucine-rich nuclear phosphoprotein 32 family member B-like. Gene Ontology annotation, cellular component: nucleus. Gene Ontology annotation, biological process: regulation of apoptotic process. Gene Ontology annotation, molecular function: histone binding. The record is from RefSeq and is a predicted model, not a curated record. Lineage: Eukaryota; Metazoa; Chordata; Hyperoartia; Petromyzontiformes; Petromyzontidae.